Hyposmocoma kahamanoa is the source of this 2711-nucleotide messenger RNA. RefSeq names its product DNA-binding protein D-ETS-4-like. Bases 224 to 1687 code for a protein of 487 amino acids. Gene Ontology annotation, molecular function: sequence-specific DNA binding; DNA-binding transcription factor activity, RNA polymerase II-specific. Gene Ontology annotation, biological process: cell differentiation; regulation of transcription by RNA polymerase II. NCBI's taxonomy places the organism in Eukaryota, Metazoa, Arthropoda, Insecta, Lepidoptera, Cosmopterigidae. Gene Ontology annotation, cellular component: nucleus. The record is from RefSeq and is a predicted model, not a curated record. The transcript is spliced from 6 exons.
CCGUCAGCGCUAGCGCAUACGGCUCCGAGACUCCGCUACGGCUACAGUCGCGCGCACGCUUAAGUUUCCUAGUGCCCUCUCUCGACGUCACGGGAUGCGAAUUCUGACUGUAAACAAUUGCGGACAUGAACUAAAUUGUUUACAUUGAAAUACUAAAAUAUUUUUUCGCCAAACACUCAACCGUUUGCUAAAGUGACGUGUAACGUACUGUUUAUACGAGAACAUGUUGUGGGAGUCUGGUUUUGUUGAAGACGCUGAUACGAUGCCACAGACAGUGCCGCGCUCCGGGUGCAGCCCGCCGUCGGCUUCACAGGGCGAGCGAGCAGUCCCCGGCUCCCCCGCAGAUUUACAUCACCUCCUGCGCCUUUUCGGCGCUGCCUCUCCCCCGGAAUCCAUGCUGCACUCUCCUCAAUACAUUAAGCCACCACCACCAUAUCCAGAAGAUAACAACAACGCCUUCUUGGAACGCCUGUACGAUUUCGAAGCGUACCCCACACCUUCUCCAUCCUCAGACGAAGGAUCUCUUUCCACAGUGGCUCUCCAACCAUCCUCCCCUUAUAACUCCUUUCAAUACUCUUCGGUCUUCAUAAAAGAAGAACCGAACAGACUCACAGUACCAGGGUUUGCCUCGCCUUACCCACUGUCUCCUUCUGGAUCGUGUAACUCAUACGGUAGUCAGAAUCAGUAUUCCUCCCCAGUUCCACAACACGAGGAAUACAUUGAUAUUGAAGAGUUGCUUAAAGAAAACCAGAUACUGCAAGAGAGCGUACAACAGCAGAAUUUUAUUACACCUAAAAUCGAGGUGGAGGAACCACGCGAUCACAUUUUGCUACGUUCAGCUCUUGAAGACACAACAUUCCAGAAACGCCUUAAUCUUAGACCUAUCCCCUUGGAGUUGGGGACAGUGAAAAUGGAAGAAAGCAGUGGAGGAGCAAAUGGUACAGGAGAUGAAGCUUUAGUGGCUCCAGACAUUGAUAGAGUGUUGUCGAUGGCCAUUGAGCAAUCAAAAAGAGAUGUAGACAACACCUGUACAGUUCUGGGAAUCUCACCAGACCCAAUGCUCUGGAAUCCAGCAAAUGUCAACUCCUGGGUGAUGUAUACACUGCAGCACUUCAAUUUACCUUUGGUACCAGCGGAGUACUUCAAUAUGGACGGAGCUGCUCUUAUUGCUUUAACUGAAGAAGAAUUUAACCAGAGAGCACCCCAGGCGGGUAGCACGCUGUACGCGCAGCUAGAAAUCUGGAAGGCAGCACGGCACGAACCAUGGAGACCCCAAUGGGAACAUCAGCAACCUUCUCCCAACCCCACACCAGCUGCUUUGCCUUCAGCUGAUGAUAUGAGUGACGAUGAAGACUCAGAAUCAGCAGGCCCUAGUGUCGGCACAGCGGGAGGAAAAGCUAAAUCUGGCAGCACACAUAUACACCUGUGGCAAUUCCUGAAGGAACUCCUCGCGUCACCACAAAUCCACGGCUCUGCGAUACGAUGGAUUGACAGAAGUACCGGUAUAUUCAAAAUUGAGGAUUCCGUGCGUGUCGCCAGGCUGUGGGGCAAGAGAAAGAACCGCCCAGCCAUGAACUACGAUAAGCUAUCGCGGAGUAUCAGGCAAUACUACAAGAAGGGCAUCAUGAAGAAGACAGAGCGGAGUCAAAGACUCGUCUACCAAUUCUGCCAUCCCUACUGCCUGUAAAUAUUCCAAUGACGCAAUGUAGUUUAUAAGUGUAAAUAUUUAUUGUAAAUAAAGCGUGUGCGCCGCGGUAAUGCGGACAAGAAGCUAACUGGUUGAGUUUUGUGCUAUGAACGCAAAACGCAACGCAGUUCCAGAGUCUGUGACGGCCGAAUUUUCUAGUCUAAACGAGCAAGUAAUGUUCAGGGACUAAGAAUUACUAGGCGUCGUAUCUCUCCAUAAAAUUCGGGAAAGGUAAUUUUCUUCGGAAUUCUAUUGGACGAGAAAUCGCUGUUCGCGUUAGACUUUAAGAUUUUUUUUUACCGGCGACUAGAUGACUACGAUUGUAUCGAAUUAUUUAUAUUUGAAUACAAAUCAUAGGCAAUCGUUUUCAUCGAAAGCUGGUAAUGUUUAUCCCAUAUAUCUAUGAUAUAUUUCUAGUACGUUCUAUGAACUUUUAAAAAUUAAGUUAUUUUGUAAAUAAGAAAUUGCAAAAACCAAUAAUAUAAUAUAUGUACAGUGCCUAAUGCCUAUAAUGCCUUAUUGUUGUAGUUUUAUGGUACUUUUAGAAAUCUAUAUAAAAGUGAUGCAUGAUAUUUAAUAACUUAAUAAGUUAUAGGUAUUUUGUUUAGAAGUAGAUUUGUUAUAAAUCUGUAAAAGUUGAUAUUAUAUCGAAGAGAUUAUAGUUUCAUAAUAAUGGCGAGUUACGCCAUGGUUAACUUAUAAUAUAUUAUUUUUAUAAGAGGCGGAAUUUGGAAAGCAUUGGGAUUUUUAUGAAAUUGGAAAUUUUGUGCCAAAUAGACGUGGAAUUUAUUCGGGACAUAAUUUAAUAUUUGUUUAUUAGAAGACCCGCCGACGUACGGACUUGUAUAAUAUACUCAUAAAACGGUGAAUGGAUAAAAUAAGAUUUUUUUUUAAUAAUGUUAAAUACUUUAUUGUAAGAUUAUGACGCAUUUAGCGUCUUUAAUAUGAUUAUUCUUUACUGGACCAAACUAAUGUAGAUUUUAUGAAUAAUUUUUAAUAUAUACAAUAAAAAAAUAAAUGGCCA